This is a messenger RNA of Centruroides sculpturatus (bark scorpion), 3582 nucleotides long. RefSeq names its product calcium homeostasis endoplasmic reticulum protein-like (gene scaf6). Lineage: Eukaryota; Metazoa; Arthropoda; Arachnida; Scorpiones; Buthidae. Gene Ontology annotation, molecular function: RNA binding. The record is from RefSeq and is a predicted model, not a curated record. Gene Ontology annotation, biological process: RNA processing; intracellular calcium ion homeostasis. Gene Ontology annotation, cellular component: perinuclear region of cytoplasm. The coding region runs from base 100 to 3456 and encodes 1118 amino acids. The transcript has 23 exons.
UACCGCUCGAUCGUCUGGAAUCGCCGCGUUUGUAAAAAUGGCGGAUAAUAUUUGUUAACGUGAAAGAAAUUUUAAAACAAUUCGUAAAAUCGUAUUAUAAUGGAUCUGCCGAAGCCACCUUCAGAUCAAGAAUUACGCAACAUAAUUGAUAAGUUGGCUCAGUUUGUUGCUAGGAAUGGACCUGAAUUUGAGCAUAUGACAAAACAAAAGCAACGUGAUAAUCCUAAAUUUGCAUUUCUAUUUGGUGGUGAAUAUUUUAAUUAUUAUCAGUACAGAGUUACAACAGAGCAAGCAAUGUGUUUCAUCCCACUGAUGGGUAAAGAUGUGCCCCAACAUGCUUCAACUAAGUCGAUCCUGUCUGACCAAUGUUCAAGUGUUGCCAAGAUGAGUGGUAAUUUCAUCUCUCCAUCUUUUAUUUACAUUAUGAUUUAUAUUGUUUGUAGUUUAAAGAUAAAAAAAGAAAAAAAUACUAAAAUCUGUCCAAAAUGGAAAUCUUCCAAACCAGAAAAUUGUACAAUUCCAGUUUACGCAGUGUGUUUCAUCCCACUGAUGGGUAAAGAUGUGCCCCAACAUGCUUCAACUAAGUCGAUCCUGUCUGACCAAUGUUCAAGUGUUGCCAAGAUGAGUGUCUUAAAACAGAAACAAAGGACAUUAGAACAACAAGCAAUUGUUCAACAUGCAAUAACACAACAAUCAAUUCAGUCUGCACCAUGGCAGCAAGUUCAACAACAACAGCAACAGCAGCAACAACAGCAACAGCAACAACAGCAGCAACAACAAUCUCAGCCACCUCCUCAACAGCAUUUACAACAACAAAUUCAAGAUAUUCAGGAACAAAUUCGUCAGAGUGAACUAAACUUGCAUGCUCAGCAUCAAGUUCUUCUGCAGCAACAACAAGUACAGGUUGAUGAAGCAAUACGAAUGGCUCAAGAUGAAAAAUUGCAAAAACUUGCAAAUGAAUGCGAAAUUGAUUUAACUGAAUUGGAUAAAGUUUUACAGCCAAUAAUUGAAACUUGUACAAAGGAUGCAAUUUCGGCUGGAAAAGGAUGGAUUUUCAAUCAUUCAUCAUCUUAUAAGCAUAAUGAUGUAAUUGCACAGUAUCUUCUAAAAAGGAUAAUAACCCCAGGAGCUUCAUUUGAAUUUAAACUUCAUUUAAUUUAUCUUAUUAAUGAUGUUCUUCAUCAUUGCACUAGAAAGGGAGCAGAAGAUUUGAAGAAAGCCCUAGAAACAAUUGUUGUUCCUAUAUUUUGUACAACAAGCAUGGGCAUAGAUGAAGAGAAAAGACUUAAGUUAACAAAAUUGUUGAAGCUGUGGGAAACACACAAUUAUUUCAAUCAAAAUAUACUUGAGCAAUUACAAAAUCCAGCAGCAUCAUUAGCUAAUUAUCAGGCAAGUCUUAUCACUGAGCAUGCCAAUAAUAUAACACCAAUUACAACUGCCAUCCAGAAUCAGUUUGCUCAGUUACAGAAACAGCAUCAGGAUUUCAUUGCACAUCUUACAUCACAAUUACAGCAAAUACAAGCAAGUCUUAUCACUGAGCAUGCCAAUAAUAUAACACCAAUUACAACUGCCAUCCAGAAUCAGUUUGCUCAGUUACAGAAACAGCAUCAGGAUUUCAUUGCACAUCUUACAUCACAAUUACAGCAAAUACAAGCAAGUCUUAUCACUGAGCAUGCCAAUAAUAUAACACCAAUUACAACUGCCAUCCAGAAUCAGUUUGCUCAGUUACAGAAACAGCAUCAGGAUUUCAUUGCACAUCUUACAUCACAAUUACAGCAAAUACAACAAAUCCCAUAUCAAUUCCCAUCACAGAGUCAGGUUCCACCAAUGGCAGGACAACAACAACAGCAACCUCCAUAUAUGGUACAACAGCAACCACCUCAACAGCAACAGCAGCAGCCACAACAACAACAACAACAACAACAAAAUCAACCUCAGCAACCAGCUCAGCAGCAGCAUCAUCCAAUUCCAACAAUACAAACUUCUAGUCAUCAGUAUGGACAGUUACCUUCAGAAGAUCAGCAACAUACAUCAGGACCACCACCUCAAGCACCACCAUCUCAACAGUUACCAUCAGGUCAAGGAUCAACGCCAGCAAUGCCACAAAAUAUUCCAAUGUCUUCAAAUAACACUCUUGUACAUCCAGGUGGUAUGGUUACACCUCCAUUUAAUAAUCAAGUACAACCACCACCUACAUCUCAUCAAGGCCAUAUGACAAAUGGUCCACCACCACCUCAGUUUGGAGGUCCACAUUAUCCUCCUCCUCCAAAUUUCAACCAACCUCCACCUACAUAUAUACAUCCACCACCAAAUUUUGGUCAAAUACCACAACAUUUUUCACAGCCUCCACCACAAAAUUUUACUCAACCACAUAGUAGUAUGGCUCCAAAUUUGACAACAGUAAAUAUUGUUGAUAUGGCACAACCUAUCCAAAAUUACCAUCCAUUAAAUAAUGAUGUACCAUUAUCACAACCAAUUCCUUUAGAUUCCAAAGAUACUCUUCAACCUUCUGUGCCAUAUUAUGAUUUGCCUGCUGGAUUAAUGGUUCCUAUUAUUAAGCUUGAGGAAUGUGACUAUGUUCCAUUAGAGCCUGAUGAUAUUCGGUUACCACCUCCAGCACCACCAAGUGAACGUCUUCUGGCAGCUGUUGAAUUAUUUUAUAGUCCUCCAAGUCAUGAAAGACCACGUAACAGUAGUGAAGGUUGGGAACAAUUAGGACUUUAUGAAUUUUUUAAAGCUAAAGCCCAAGCUAGAAAGAAACGACAAGAGUUUACAGAAAUAAGUGAAGAGGACAGUCAAGAAUCGUCUUAUAAAUGUGAUUUUGGACCUACACAUUCACCGUCCCCGUCUCCCCCGCCUCCUGCAGUUAUGUUUCAAAAUAGAUCAAAGUCACCACAGAGGAGGAGAUAUCGAGAAAGUAAAAGUCCUCCACCAAGAAUGAUGAAAGAUCGUAGCAGAAGCAAAAGUCGCAGUCGUAGUCAUAGUAGGGGUAGAAGUCGUUCCAAAUCAAGGUCUAGAUCGCGAUCUCGUACGCCACCGUUAAGACAUAGAUCAAGAUCUAGGUCGAGAUCAAGAUCCAAAUCCAGAUCCAAGUCUCAUUCUCCACCUAGAGCAGAACAUUUAUCGCCUCCACAUCGAAGGUCGCCCGAAAGAAGCCCUACUCCUCCGUCAUUCUUUGGUUCGACAUAUGCUAACAAUACGCUUGACCGAAGACUUGAUGAAUCCAAUAAAGGACAUCAAAUUCUUAGAAAAAUGGGUUGGGGUGGAGCAGGACUCGGAGCAUGUGAGCAAGGAAUACAGGAUCCAAUAAAUGCCGGAGAAGUGAGAGACAGGCAGGAUCUGUACAAAGGAGUUGGAGUAAAUCUGAACGAUCCUUACGAAAGUUUCCGGAAGAGUAAAGGCCAAGCAUUUAUUAAUAGAAUGAAAGCUAGAGCAGAAGAAUCAGGCAAAAUGUAGUUUUAUUUUUAAAUUUCCUUCAUUUUAAAAUCAUUGAAGUGUAUGAAACAUCUCCAGAAUACAUUAAAAUGACAAAUAAAUCGAUUAGCAGAGUUUUUCUUGUUAAUAAAAUUCAUGAAAAUUUCU